AUCCAUAUUUGGCUGUACUGUCCUAACAGAACAACACCACUACAGAACGGACACACUCCAGCAGAGUUACUGAUGGGAUGCAAAUUACGUUCUACUUUGCCUUUAUCUCCAGAAAAGCUGAAACCUAUGUUAUUAGACGCGGAACAAUUAAGAAAGAACGAACAGACAUACAAACGUCAACAAACACAACGUUACAACAAGCGACAUAGAGCGACAUGUUUGUCUGACCUGAGUCCUGGAGAAACAGUUUGGUUGCCAGAAAUGAGUUUUCCAGCAGUUGUUGUUUCCAAGUCACCCGAACCAAGAUCAUAUAUUGUGCAAACGGAAAAAGGCACGGUGAGAAGAAAUAGACAACAAGUAGUACCCAGUCCAAAGGAACCAGUUAUGAGAGAAUCACAACCUACGAACGACAGUACGAGUGAGAACAUUUCAUGUCCCAAUAGUACGUCCGACAAUGUCGUGAGAACUCGUUCAGGACGUGUUGUUGUACCGCCUAAUAGACUCAAUUUGUGA
Molecule: messenger RNA, 513 nt
Organism: Paramuricea clavata
Lineage: Eukaryota; Metazoa; Cnidaria; Anthozoa; Malacalcyonacea; Plexauridae
Source: the annotation of a GenBank genome assembly